Molecule: messenger RNA, 939 nt
Organism: Pedinophyceae sp. YPF-701
Lineage: Eukaryota; Viridiplantae; Chlorophyta; Pedinophyceae
Source: the annotation of a GenBank genome assembly
AUGGCGGAUUCACGCGAAGAGCGGCUCUAUUCGCGCGCCGGGCGGACUGUCUGCAAGAUGCGUCCCAACGCCCUGGCCGCCGCCCAGGUCAACCAGUCCAACGGCACAGGGCGAGCGCCCGCGAAGCCGCUUGUCCAGGGAUCCGGGGGGGCUCUCAUCCAGGCCGCUCCCGAGCAGGACAAGGAGAACGCGACGGCAAGACCCCGCGACACCCCCCAUGUUGGCCCAGCGGCUACGCAGCACGCCCCUGCGGCCGCCACUCCGGCUCCGCGCGCUGUCAGCGCCGAGCUCGCUCUCCCGCCCGGCGCACACCUCUCCGUCGGCAGCCUCGCUGUGCCGCUGCCGGUGACAACGGAGCGUGUAUUGACGCUGCUCCGCGUCUCGAGCCCCGGGUCGCUCGGCAGCGACCCGCACGACCCGAACUCGACCGAUCGGGUGCCCUUCGAGGUGCACAUCCCCGCGUCGUACACGGACAUGUCCCCCGAGCUCAGCGACGCGGUGCACGCGCACGCGCAGCAUCUUGCCCGGGGCAUCGGGGGCGCGUCGCCGGUCACGCCUGUGCUCGAGGACGUCGUCGUCAACGUAGCCCCGCGGCUGUUCGCGGACCCGUGGGCCGCCGGUCGCGACGCACCUCCCGGGUCGCGUGGACGCAUGGUGGUGCAGCUGCCAUCGGAAUUCGGUCACUCCGCAGACCAGGUCUCGGCGUGGAAGCAGGGCGACGUCGUCGGUUGCCGGCUGUUCCAGCGGCCCUUCACGCAGGACACGCGACUCGCCCGGACCGUCGCCUUGCAGCCUGGCACGCAGCAUCGAGUCAUGACGGGGCUGUGCUGCACGGUCAGCCUCGUGUUCGACCUGCGGAGCGCCCAGGACGAAGCAGCACGAGCCGCCCCGGCGCGCAUCCAGGCCGAAGAGGAGCAGCCUGCUCCGCAAACGGGGUGA